Messenger RNA from Vitrella brassicaformis, 785 nucleotides. NCBI's taxonomy places the organism in Eukaryota, Vitrellaceae. The record is from the annotation of a GenBank genome assembly.
AUGGGGGUUCGUACGACCAGCCAGCCACACGGCACGAUGGAAGGACAGCUGAAUGUCUUGUGCGCGUGCAGUAUAGCUCCAUUCCCCACUAUGAUGAAUCCUGUUGCUAUGCUCCCCCCGUUGGCACCAUAUUCGGUUGCUGCUGCGAGAGUGCGUCGAGCGCCAGCUUCGUCGCCGAGUGUGGACAGUGGUAAGCAACAAAUCAAGGGCAAAACAUGCAGCCAGCCAGCCAGCCAGCACGAGGGAAAUGUGUCUGUGGUUUGGAUUGAUGGACGGACAAAUAAAUGGCUGCUGGUUGCUUGCAGUAGCGUGUCCUCUAGACGCAGAGACGGCACGAGCAAAGGCAGCGAGGAGUUGGCCGGCCUGGCGAGAAUCGCCGGCGACGUCACGCACGCCAAACGGAAGUCCACGGUGAGUGAGUGAGCAGACCGGACAGAGGCUGUGAUGUUGGUUGAAUUGCCUGUAUGCCAUGUGAUGUUGUGUGUGGCUGUUUUUCUCUCCCCGACCACCCACUCCUCACCCCACAAUGCCCCACAAUGCAGGGUAUCUGCCAUCAGUACACGGCGUGGCACAGAAGUGAAUGUGUGUAUUUCUGUAUGUGUACACUUUUGUCUCGGCUUCAGAUGCGACAGCGGAGGGAUGCACCAAACUGGCUAACGGCGACAUGGAGUGCGCUACAUUCAAAGAUGUCUGCGAUUAUCACACGGUUCGCACGAGCAGACGCAGGGCACGAUGGAGGCAGAGCUGAUUGUGUUGUAUGCAGUAUGACUACGCCAACCUCGUGA